CGGCGCCUCCUCGCCUCAGCCCUCGACGCCCUCCGCACUCCCGCUCCAGCGCGAUUUCCCGCCGCGGGCCCGCCCCUCCGGGGGCGGAGCUGCGCCAGGUGCGGCCCCGGGGCGUGGCCGGGUUCCGGGAGCGCAGGUGCGGCUUCCGCGUCAAGAUGGCCGCCGCCUGUCGCUCUUCGGCUUGGCUCCCUCCCGGCCUCCUCGGCCGCCUGCCCGCCGGGGCCCAGCUGCUGCGCGUUGCCCUGUGCCUCCUGUGCUGGGCCCCGGCGGCUGUGGACGCCGUCCCUGAGCUCGGGCUUUGGACGAGGACGGUCAAUGACAAAUCAGGACCUUUGAUAUUUAGAAAAACUACGUUUAACUCUACUGAGAUCAAGUUUUCUGUGAAGUCGUUCAGUUGUUCUGGACCUGUGAAGUUCACCAUAGAGUGGCACUUGAAGUACCAUACCUGUCACAAUGAGUACCCUGGGCUGGAGGAGGAGCUGUUCCAAAAACAUGAACUUAAUGCUGAUGUGGACAUCUGUGCUUAUUUCAAGAACACUGACUGUUGGACAACAAAAAGUGAAAACUUAGAUUGUAGCAGUGAUUUACAGGCAUUUCCCUCAUUAAAUAAUAAAGAGCUUACAGGUAGCAGGAAUGUUUCAAGCCAAGAAGGAGCAACGGAUGUUGUAGCCAGGACCCAGAAAGAUGGCUUCCAUAUCUUCAUCGUGUCUAUUAAAACGGAUAAAACAGAUGCAGUCUGGGAUUUGAAUGUUUCUCUUUCUAUGGUGGGGCCUCAUGGAUAUAUCUCUGCAUCAGACUGGCCUCUAAUGAUUUUUUACAUGGUGAUGUGUAUUGUUUACAUAUUAUAUGGUGUCCUCUGGCUGAUGUGGUCCGCUUGUUACUGGAAAGAUAUAUUAAGAAUCCAGUUCUGGAUUGCAGCUGUUAUUUUCCUAGGAAUGCUUGAGAAAGCAGUUUUUUAUAGUGAAUACCAAAACAUCAACAGCACUGGACUGUCAACCCAAGGUUUACUGAUAUUUGCGGAGUUAAUAUCUGCAGUUAAGAGGACAUUGGCUCGCCUGCUUGUGAUCAUUGUGAGCUUGGGUUAUGGCAUUGUGAAGCCUCGGCUAGGAACAGUCAUGCACCGGGUGACUGGACUGGGACUGCUGUACUUGAUUUUUGCAGCCAUUGAAGGCGUCAUGAGAGUCAUCGGGGGUUCUAAACAUUUAGCUGUUGUUUUGAGUGACAUUAUUUUAGCAGUUAUUGACUCCAUUUUUGUGUGGUUCAUUUUUAUAAGUUUGGCACAGACUAUGAAGACUCUAAGGCUAAGAAAGAACACGGUGAAAUUUUCAUUAUAUAGGCAUUUUACAAAUACACUCAUCUUUGCUGUGCUGGCUUCUAUAGUGUUUAUGGUGUGGACAACAAAGACCUUCAGGAUUGCAAAAUGCCAGUCAGACUGGAUGGAGCUCUGGGUUGAUGAUGCGUUUUGGAGCUUUCUCUUUUCACUCAUCCUUAUUGUGAUAAUGUUCUUAUGGAGGCCAUCAGCAAAUAAUCAGAGGUAUGCCUUCAUGCCCCUGAUAGAUGAUUCUGAUGAUGAAGUCGAGGAAUUCAUGGUAACAUCUGAAAAUUUAACUGAAGGAAUAAAACUAAGAGCCUCAAAAACGGUUUCAAACGGAACAGCUAAGCCUACUUCUGAUAAUUUUGAUGAAGAUUUGAAGUGGGUGGAAGAAAAUAUUCCCUCUUCAUUUACAGAUGUAGCUCUCCCAGUGUUAGUGGACUCAGACGAGGAAAUUAUGACCAGAUCUGAAAUAGCUGAAAAAAUGUUCUCUUCAGAAAAGAUAAUGUGACUGGGACCUGCAUGCAGUCGAAUGAUGGGAAAAGCCUGUCUCGUCAAAACUGACGGCUUCACUAUGAUACAUGUUUUCUGUAUUGUCUUGGAGGGCAGUGUAUGCAAAUGAAGAAUUCAGGUGUGGGAGGGUCUGCCACCCUCAUAAAGCCAUCUUUAAAACUGACUCAGUCAGUUUAAUUGCCAUUAUGUUGCCUGAAUUUGGAAAUAAUCUGAUAAGUCUUAAGGAUGUGUGCACAGAUGCGUGUUAGGUGACUGCUGCAGGCAUGCGGAUUUGUGGUCUUAGCUUUCUCCAGAACAAAGAAUCUGUGUGGUGGUACAUGCCUGGCAGUCUCUGUGAGUUCAAGGCCAGCC
Molecule: messenger RNA, 2176 nt
Organism: Onychomys torridus (southern grasshopper mouse)
Lineage: Eukaryota; Metazoa; Chordata; Mammalia; Rodentia; Cricetidae
Gene: Tmem87b
Product: transmembrane protein 87B
Exons: 19
Coding region: 156-1823 (555 amino acids)
Biological process (GO): retrograde transport, endosome to Golgi
Cellular component (GO): membrane; Golgi apparatus
Source: RefSeq, a predicted model, not a curated record